Molecule: messenger RNA, 1303 nt
Organism: Malus domestica (apple)
Lineage: Eukaryota; Viridiplantae; Streptophyta; Magnoliopsida; Rosales; Rosaceae
Source: RefSeq, a predicted model, not a curated record
ACCCCCGCAUCCCCUCUCUAUCUCUCUCUCAUCCGCCACCCUCCUUUCUCUCUCUAAAAACCUUCUCUCUUUCUAGGACUCUGGGUUUGUACUUUCAGAGAUGUUGGUCAAGGACGAGUGGACGAGAGCGGCGAUGACCGACGACGUGCUUGUCGUCGAGCUACUGCUGCGGCUCAAGCAGGCGCAGGCGGCGGGGCCUUCGUCUCCGAUGUCGCAGUCUCUUUUGACGCUCAGGUGGGGUGUGAGGAUGCUACGCUCCAAAGCGGCGUCGUCCGGUUCCAGAUUCGAUGGCGGCGUCUCGCAUCAGAGGAGAAGCGGCAAGAACGGCGCCGAUUCCACCACUAGAUGCAGCCCAACGACGCCUCUCUCAUGGAGCGGCGGCACCGGCUCUCCAUCCGCCACCGCCGACGGCUUCGAAGAGUCUAGCUGCCCCAGAUCCAAGGGCAAUGCUACAUAUGAAUCCACCAGCACCACCACUGGCACCAAGAGGGCAAGGAGAAAGAAGACAUAUGCUGAGCUAAAAGAGGAGGAAAGUUCGUUGUUGAAGGAAAGGACAUAUCUGGAAAAGGAAAUAGCGACCUUACAAACAGCUUUCAAGGAGCAAAGAGCCAAAAAUGACAACUUUAAGAGAAUCAAGAUUGAUCUGAACUUGCAUUCCGCAAGGAAUUUGAGUGCAAACUUUGACGGAGCAGGGAAAUCGAUUUCCAGCCAACCCCAUGAGAGAAUAGCUUCUUCUAGUUCCACUGCCUGCUACAUUCCUUCGGUUUUGCCUCCACGUCCACACCCGCGAUUUGAUUCUUGCGUUGAAAGCAAUCCGGUGCUGGCCCGGGAUAAUUCCUUCCUGCUGCCUGAUUUAAACAUGGUUCCAUCAGGCGAGGAAUCGGGUUCCGAAAUGCUACCCGGGAUGAGCUGAGGAAAAUAAGAUGAUUUCCCAGUUGCCAGUCUAACAUAGCUCAAGCCACAGGAGCUCACGUCAGUCGGUACUACUACUACUACAAGUACAAAGUCAAGAGUAUUUGAUGAAGUUACGGAUUUAACCUGAUAUGAAUCCCCAUUACAGUCGAUUGGGGGUUUAAUUAGUAAAAUUGCCAAUAUGGCAUAGGUUCCUGCUUUUAAGGGUGAACCCUCAUUACUUCUCUCAAUCUCGUGUUGAAAUUAUAUUAGAUCCACAAGAGUUGUACCAUUCUUUGUAGCCCAAAACGUCGUCGUAUUCUAGUUUCAGUCCCACAAUACGUGUUGAAUUGUCAACGACGCAUGUAUUUUUUUAUUUAGAUUUUUUUAAUGACAAAUGGUUUUAAAAAUU